Messenger RNA from Aspergillus heteromorphus CBS 117.55, 1584 nucleotides. RefSeq names its product glycoside hydrolase family 72 protein. NCBI's taxonomy places the organism in Eukaryota, Fungi, Ascomycota, Eurotiomycetes, Eurotiales, Aspergillaceae. The coding region runs from base 1 to 1584 and encodes 527 amino acids. The transcript is spliced from 5 exons. Gene Ontology annotation, biological process: fungal-type cell wall (1->3)-beta-D-glucan biosynthetic process. Gene Ontology annotation, molecular function: 1,3-beta-glucanosyltransferase activity. The record is from RefSeq and is a predicted model, not a curated record. Gene Ontology annotation, cellular component: fungal-type cell wall; cytoplasm.
AUGAAGUUCUCUCUGGCUGUUGGGGCGGCCUUGUUGGGUUCUGCUCUGGCAGUGGAAAUCGAUCCCAUCGUUAUCAAGGGCUCCAAAUUCUUCUACAGCAGCAACAACACCCAAUUCUACCUCCGCGGUGUUGCCUACCAGGGCAGCACCACCAGCUACACCGACCCCUUGGCCGACGCCACGACCUGCGAGCGAGACAUCCCCAUCCUGCAGGAGAUCAACACCAACGUGAUCCGGGUGUACGCGGUCGACCCGACGAACAACCACACGGCAUGCAUGAACAUGCUGGCGGAGGCAGGCAUCUACGUGAUCUCCGACCUCUCGGACCCGACGCAGUCGAUCGACCGCGACGACCCGACCUGGGAGACGAGCCUCUACACGCGGUACACCGACGUGAUCGACGACCUGAUCCAGUACAACAACACGCUGGGCUUCUUCGCGGGCAACGAAGUGUCCAACACGGUGGACACCACCGAUGCCAGCGCCUUUGUCAAGGCCGCCGUGCGCGAUAUGAAGGCCUACAUCAAGGACGCGGGCUACCGCUCCGUCGGCGUUGGAUAUGCCACCAACGACGACUCCGACAUCCGCGUCAACAUGGCCGACUACUUCAACUGCGAGGAGGAGGACGAGGGCAUCGACUUCUGGGGCUACAACAUCUACUCCUGGUGCGGUGCCUCCACCUACGAGGAGUCCGGAUACGAGGAGCGCACCGAGGAGUUCCGCAACUACUCGGUUCCGGUCUUCUUCUCCGAAUAUGGCUGCAACACCGUCACCCCCCGCAAGUUCACCGAGAUCAAGGCCCUCUACGGCGACAACAUGAAUGAUGUGUGGUCCGGUGGUAUCGUCUACAUGUACUUCCAGACUGACAAUGACUAUGGCCUCGUGUCCGCCAUCGACAGCACCAGUGUCAGCAAACUCACCGACUUCUACUACUACUCGUCCGAAAUCCGCAACGCAACCCCGAGCGGAACCAACAAAGCAUCGUACACACCCACCAACACGGCCCUACAAACCUGCCCGACCGUCAACUCAGAGUGGCAAGCCGUCGCCUCGCCCCUGCCGCCGACCCCCAACGCCGAACUGUGCGACUGCAUGAACGAGUCGGCCGGAUGCGUGGUCAAGGCCUCCGUCUCCAGCGACGACUACGCCGACCUCUUCAGCGUCGUGUGCGGCUACACCUCCUGCGCGGGCAUCUUCCACAACGGAACCACCGGCUCCUACGGCGCGUACGGCAUGUGCACCGCCAAGCAGCAGCUCAACUUCGCCUUGAACAAGUACUGGAAGGAGCAGGACAAGGCGGAUUCCGCGUGCAGUUUCGGCGGCUCGGCCACUACCACCUCGACCACGGCGCCGACGGGCACCUGUAAGAGUUUGAUGUCCGAGGCGGGCACCGCGGGCACUGGCGUGGUCACGUCGGAGCCGACGGCCGCGGCGGGGAGUGCGAGUGCGUCGGGCAGUGGGGUUAGUGCGUUGAGUUCGAUGGCCGGCGCGUCCAGUUUGGUGGUGGGUGGUGGUGGGGGGUUGCAGUUUGGUGUUUAUGUUGCUACGGCUGUGGUGGCGGGGUUGGGGAUGGUUUUGUUGUAG